AAAUUAUUUUUCUUCUGAGAAAGAAAUCUUGAAUGUAAACUCAUAUUAAGAGGCUCUGAAGAAUAACAACCCUUUGGGGGACAACUACUUCAACGUCAUGACCAAAGGCAAAGAACCUAUUAUUAGAAACUUUCAUCUGGUUUGCAUUGUGAAUUUAGUAGUUGGAAUCAUAAUCCAGUUCUCUGAUGAAAGUGAGUUUUCAGUAGACAUGUCAAAAAUAGAGCUUACUCAUAUUCCAAGAGACUUGUCACCCAAAACCAAAGUGUUGGAUAUGUCUCAGAACUACAUAUCUGAAAUACACCUCUCUGACAUCAGCUUUCUAAUAGAACUGAAAGUUUUGAGACUUUCCCAUAAUAGAAUCCAGUGCCUUGAUUUUAGUGUUUUCAAGUUCAACCAGGAUUUGGAAUAUUUGGAUUUAUCUUACAAUCAAUUACAGAAGAUUUCGUGCCAUCCAGUUAUGAGUCUCAAGCAUUUAGAUCUCUCAUUCAAUGACUUUGAUGUCCUGCCCAUCUGUAAGGAAUUUGGCAAGUUGACACAACUGAAUUUCUUGGGAUUAAGUGCUACGAAGUUAAAACAAUUAGAUAUUCUGCCAAUUGCUCACUUGAAGCUAGGCUACAUCCUUCUGGAUUUAGAAGGUUAUUAUGUGAAAGAAAAUGAGGUGGAAAGUCUUCAAAUCCCCAGCACAAAAAUACUUCAUCUUGUUUUUCCUCCAAAUAGUUUAUUCUCUUUGCAAGUGAACAUAUCAGUUAAUAUUAUAGAGUGCUUACAACUGACUAAUGUGAAAUUGAAUGAAGACAACUGUAAAGUUUUAAUUAAAUUUUUAUCAGACAUUAUUAGAGGUCCAAAUUUACUAAAUUUUACCCUCAGCCACAUGGCAACAACUUGGAAAUGUUUCAUUAGAGUUCUUGAAUUCUUUUGGCCCAGACCAGUAGAAUACCUGAAUAUUUACAAUUUAACAAUUGUUGGAAGCAUUAAUAAAGAAGAUUUUACUUAUUCUAAAACAACAUUGAAGGCACUGAAAAUAGAACAUAUUACACACACAGUUUUUAUUUUUUCAAAGACAGCAUUAUACAGAGCGUUUUCUGAGAUGAACAUUAUGAUGUUAACUCUAUCAGAUACAACUUUUAUACACAUGCUUUGUCCUCAUACACUAAGCACAUUUAAGUUUUUGAACUUUACGAAUAAUGUUUUCACAGAUAGUAUUUUUCAAGAGUGUUCCACUUUAGUUAAAUUGGAGACACUUAUCUUACAAAAGAAUGAUUUAGAAAAUCUUUUUAAAAUAGGUCUCAUGACAAAACAAAUGCCAUCUUUGAAAAUACUGGAUGUUAGCUGGAAUUCUCUGCAAUAUAAUACACAAGAUGGACUCUGCACUUGGGUUGGAAGUAUAGUGGUAUUAAAUAUGUCUUCAAAUAUGCUGACUGACUCUGUUUUCAGAUGUUUACCUCCCAGGGUGAACGUCCUUGAUCUUCACAGCAACAGAAUAAGGAGCAUCCCAGAGGAUGUCAACCAUCUGGAAGCUUUGCGAGAACUCAAUGUAGCUUUCAAUUCUUUAACCAAGCUCCCUGGCUGUGGUGCUAUGAGCAGCCUUUCUGUUCUGAUCAUUGAGUAUAAUUCAAUCUCCAACCCACCUGGAGAUUUCUUCCAGAACUGCCAGAAGAUGAGGUCAAUCAGAGCAGGGAACAACCCAUUCCAAUGCACAUGUGAGCUAAGAGACUUUAUCCAAAGUGUAGGCCAAGCACCCAGUGAGGUGGUGGAGGGUUGGCCUGAUUCUUACGUGUGUGACUAUCCAGAAAGCUCUAAGGGCACCCCACUGAAGGACUUUCAUGUGUCUCCACUAUCCUGCAACACAGCACUGCUGAUUGUCACCAUUGUGGUCACCGUGCUGGUGUUGGCCAUCACCGUGACCACUCUCUGCGUCUACUUUGACGUGCCCUGGUAUCUCAGGAUGGUGUGCCAGUGGACCCAGACCCGGCGCAGGGCUAGGAACAUACCUUUAGAGGAGCUCCAAAGAACUGUCCAGUUCCAUGCUUUUAUUUCAUACAGUGAUCAUGAUUCUGCCUGGGUGAAGAAUGAAUUACUGCCAAAUCUAGAAAAAGAAGAUAUACGGGUCUGUCUACAUGAAAGGAACUUUAUUCCUGGCAAGAGCAUUGUGGAAAAUAUCAUCAACUGCAUUGAGAAAAGUUACAAGUCCAUCUUUGUUUUGUCUCCCAACUUUGUGCAGAGUGAGUGGUGCCACUAUGAGCUCUACUUUGCCCAUCACAAUCUCUUCCAUGAAGGAUCUAACAACUUAAUCCUGAUCUUGCUGGAACCCAUCCCUCAGGACAAUAUUCCUAGCAAGUAUCAUAAGCUGAAGGCUCUCAUGACACAGAGGACUUAUUUGGAAUGGCCCAAGGAGAAGAGCAAACAUGGACUUUUUUGGGCUAACAUCAUAGCUGCUUUUAAUGCAAAAUUAACGCUAGUUACUGAAAACAGUGAUGAGAAAGAUCCGACUUAGGCACUGUCAGAAGAUUCUACUUAGACCUUGUCACUCACUUGCAUUCUGAUGAACACUGAAUCAGUGUUUAGUUACUAUCUGGAUGGUGCCUUCCUAUCUCCACACGUUCAGGAAAGAUUAAUAAAAAGUGUUUUUCAAUUUAAGGUUACAGAUAACUGAAUCUCUCUGGUUUAACUAUACAAAUUAAUAUUGUCUCUUUUGAGUAAAUGCUCAGUCAGUCAAGGCCUUUUCCUCACUCUUCUCCUUUCCCAAAUGGAUUCUGAGGAGUUAAAUCUCAAAUGGAUUUUAAGGGAGUGCAUGGCAGCAAAGAGUCCACCUCCAGACUGUGUCCACUGGUCGUUGGGGCCCUCCUCAUGGACCUCUGGGUGAGCACUGUCAUUCUAUCCAAUUUGGGGGCUAGAAAAAAUUACAUCAGUUAUGGAAAAUAAAGAAAUAAGCUUCUUCCUUUCACAUCUGAGUAAUAGUUUAUUAAAUUUUUGCUAUGGCUACACAAUUAAUGGAGACCCACAACACAGCAAUUUAUGUAUAUAAAGGGAAAUACAGAUUUCAGUCAGAGGUUGUUGAGGCCAAAGACCUGGAUUUAUUCACUUCCCAAGGAAACUCAGAACCCAAUUUAUUUGUAACUGGUUAUUUAAUGAGACUUUCCUGAUUUUCUCAGAAUUUUGGGUAAUGCCUCAACGCUGACAGAGACUGUAAAUACAGUCACAUUUUAAAGCUGAAAUGUUAGCGACAACCAAGUUAGAUGUACUAAAAUAUAGCAAAGACUAGUAACUAUCAGACCACAUCAUUGAUUUCCAGAAGACUAGAUUCAAAAAGGCGGUGAGAGAAUCGUUAAGUAGAGGUUCUAGACUUAUGGGGAGACGUCGUUGGAUUUUUUCAAAGGCAGAUGAGGGCCUGUUCACAGAAUAGAGAAAUAUUCUGGCCUCUGACUCCCAGCCUGGAGUUUUGCCAAGUAGCAGGAAUAUGCAGGUCCGGUGCAGCACGUGGGGUAGAAAGUGAGAGCUUCUGCAAGAAUUUGAUGGGCCCACCCAGGAUUUGGGGGUGCACUGAAUGUUAGGAACACAGAGAUUGGUAAAUAAAACCUGGCAAAUAAAUAUAAGUGCUUGGGUAAUAUUCGUUGAAUGAAUGGCUAAGUGCUUCCCACCUGGAGAAUUUCAAAGGUGAGAGGCUGGAUUGGGCAGCCCUAAGAGGCAGGAUGAAGAGAGAAGAGAAGCAGCGAUUGCAACCUCCCUCCCAUUAUUGUGGGAGUGUGUGAUUUCCUGUGGACCACCUUCAUCAUGGGCAGGCUGGCUGAGCUUGAGAGGACUUCAGCUAACUGGGCAGUUGUGCAAAGGAACGAUAGUGGUAAGAGGUCAGGGGCUGGAGGAAGUGGUGUGUGGUGAGUACAGAGGGUGUUGGUGUGAGAGAUGUGCCCCUUCAUCAAGGUACUAUGCAAAUGUGGGAUCCACUUGAGGCAUCCGAAUAAUGGUGUGUUUGUGAAAGAGCCAGUAUCUGGACUUUUCCCUAAUAAUAGGCAGAGACAUGGUGGCUGGUCAAUUUAUCCACUAGUAAACUGCAGGGAGAUUGACUCCUCAUUGCCUAAUAUGUCCUCCCUCGCAGUGGUCUGAGGACAUCUAGAUUAUGAGGAAGAGAAGUUGGCGGGUAAAGAAACUGACCACCCUCCUUCUCCACUGCGCUGUGUAAUAGGCCUGAGUGAGAGCCAAGCAGAAUUUUGAAUAA
Messenger RNA from Talpa occidentalis (Iberian mole), 4213 nucleotides. RefSeq names its product toll like receptor 6 (gene TLR6). Gene Ontology annotation, biological process: cellular response to diacyl bacterial lipopeptide; immune response; inflammatory response. The record is from RefSeq and is a predicted model, not a curated record. Gene Ontology annotation, molecular function: Toll-like receptor 2 binding; transmembrane signaling receptor activity; lipopeptide binding. Gene Ontology annotation, cellular component: membrane; Toll-like receptor 2-Toll-like receptor 6 protein complex. Bases 98 to 2494 code for a protein of 798 amino acids. The transcript is spliced from 2 exons. Lineage: Eukaryota; Metazoa; Chordata; Mammalia; Eulipotyphla; Talpidae.